AUGAGAUCACUUGCUUCAAGGCAAUAUGUUGACAUGUCUCGGAUAAGGAUCGAGGGACUGCUUGCAGCAUUCCCAAAGUUGGUUGGAACUGGAAAGCAACAUACUUAUGUUGAGACAGAAAAUGUUCGUUAUGUUUAUCAACCAAUUGAAGAGCUGUAUCUGCUACUCAUCACAAAUAAGCAGAGCAACAUCCUUGAAGAUCUGGACACACUGAGGCUGCUCUCCAAAAUCGUACCUGAAUACUCCCCUUCUUUGGACGAAGAGGGUGUCUGCAAGGCCGCGUUCCAACUUAUAUUUGCUUUUGACGAAGCCAUUUCUCUUGGAAACAAGGAAAAUGUAACUGUUCCACAAAUUAAACAAUAUUGUGAAAUGGAGAGCCAUGAAGAGAAGCUGCACAAGCUGAUCAUGCAAAGCAAGAUAAAUGACACUAACGAUCUCAUGAGGAGAAAAGUUACUGAGAUUGAGAAAAACAAGAUUGACAGAGGCAAGACUGGGGAAGGAUUUGCUCCGACAAGAACUCCGAAUAACUUUAAUGACAUGAACAUUAGAGGUGGUCCAGGGUCAGAGAUUAAUCCUAUAUUUACUGACAAGACAAGAGGGCGAUCAUCUGCUCCUUCUCCUGCUCCUAUUAAAAUGCCUGGUGCAAUGAAAUUAAGUAAAGCACACAAGCCAAAUCAGUUCCUGGAGUCUUUGAAAGCUGAAGGAGAAGUUAUUCUGGAGGAUACUCAACUAAGCACAAUUCAGUCAAGGUCAUCAUCAUCUAUUCUACCAAGUGAUCCUAUCACAGUGACCAUUGAAGAGAAAUUGAAUGUCACAGUUAAAAGGGAUGGCGGAGUUAAUAAUUUUGAUGUUCAAGGAACCCUUGCUCUCCAAGUUCUUAAUGACACUGAUGGUUAUAUCCAGUUGCAGAUUGAGAACCAAGAUGCACCUGGACUUAGCUUCAGGACGCACCCUAAUAUUGACAAACAGCUGUUCAACGGCCAGAAAAUUGUUGGGGCAAGAGAUCCAACAAGGCCUUUCCCCAGUGGUCAAAAUGAAACACCCCUGGUGAAAUGGAGAAUCGAGGGGUUGAAUGAGUCUUCUCUGCCAUUGACAGUCAGUUGCUGGCCUUCAACAUCUGGAAAUACAACUGUUGUGAACAUUGAAUAUGAAGCUUCAGACAUGUUUGAUUUGCACAAUGUUAUCGUCUCUAUCCCUCUACCCGCACUUAGGGAUGCUCCAAGUGUAAAGCAGAUAGAUGGAGAAUGGAGGUAUGACUCAAGAAACUCUGUGUUGGAAUGGUCUGUUAUGCUUAUUGAUCAAUCCAACCGAAGUGGUUCCAUGGAGUUCUCUGUUCCCGCUGCUGAUCCAUCGACAUUUUUUCCCAUCUCUGUUGGAUUUUCUGCAUCAAAUACAUUUAGUAACGUGAAGGUUACUGCCAUCCUUCCAUUGCAGGGAGGAGGAGACACGGGGAGGCUCAAGGACCGCAAGGGCACCGGCAGCGGCGACAGCUACAAGGUGCUGCUCCUGGACGACCCGCGCCACACCGAGAAGCACGUGGAGACGGCGCUGCCGCAGGUGGUGCCGUCCGUGACCCCCGAGGCGGCGCGGCAGCUCUUCCACGAGUCCCGCCAGAAAGGCGCCGCGCUCGUCAUCGUCGCCGUCAAGGAGCAUGCCGAGUUCUACGCGCAGAUGAUGGUCCGCCACGGGCUCCGAUCCGCCAUCGAGCCCGAAUCCGACAUGGCAGCUUAA
Molecule: messenger RNA, 1731 nt
Organism: Triticum turgidum subsp. durum (durum wheat)
Lineage: Eukaryota; Viridiplantae; Streptophyta; Magnoliopsida; Poales; Poaceae
Source: the annotation of a GenBank genome assembly